Diabrotica balteata is the source of this 752-nucleotide messenger RNA. The record is from the annotation of a GenBank genome assembly. NCBI's taxonomy places the organism in Eukaryota, Metazoa, Arthropoda, Insecta, Coleoptera, Chrysomelidae.
GUGACCAAAGAAAAUAUGUAUUUGCAAGUUUUGUGGACUUCGAAAAGGCAUUCGAUAAAGUACAGUAUGUAAAAUUAAUGCAAAUAGUGAAAAAUAUCGGAAUAAAAUGACAAGGAUAUUCGUGUCAUUAAAAAUUUGUACAGGAAUCAAACUGCUAUCGUAAAAAUUGGGGAUAACUACACCGAUGAAAUUUUGUCAUUUGUUAAAUGUUCCCCAUUUUGUCGCCAACAUUGUUUAAUGUUAUUUUCUUUGCAAUCACCAUCUCAGUUUAGAACUAAGGCAAAGAAUGGUUACAUGUUAUGUUUGGCUGUACUUUUGUAUAGUGCAGAAGUGUGGAUGCUAAAAGUAUCGAUCAUGAACAAAAUUAAAGCAUUGGAAAUGUGGGUUCAUAGACGAAUGCUAAAGAUACCUUGGACAGCAAGAAAAACUAAUGAAGAAGUACUAAGGAGCGUAAACAAAGACAGAGAACUGAUAAAGACUGUUAAACAUCGAAAAAUGUCUUAUCUGGGACAUAUAGUAAGGGGAAGUCGGUAUAAAAUUUUACAACUGAUCCUUAAAGGCAAAAUAGAGUGCCGUGGAGGUAUAGGAAGACAACAAGUUUCUUGGUAAAAAAACAUUCGUGAAUGGACUCAGAUACCAAAUGCAUGACAAUUAUUCCAUAUUACAGAAGAUCGACAAGCCUUCGCAAUGGUGAUCGCCAACGUUGGAUAGUUCUGAUAUGGCACUCGAAGAAGAGAAGAAGAAACUAGAUU